Aethina tumida (small hive beetle) is the source of this 1216-nucleotide messenger RNA. RefSeq names its product pyrimidodiazepine synthase. The coding region runs from base 142 to 933 and encodes 263 amino acids. Gene Ontology annotation, cellular component: cytoplasm. Lineage: Eukaryota; Metazoa; Arthropoda; Insecta; Coleoptera; Nitidulidae. Gene Ontology annotation, molecular function: glutathione dehydrogenase (ascorbate) activity; glutathione transferase activity. Gene Ontology annotation, biological process: glutathione metabolic process. The transcript has 6 exons. The record is from RefSeq and is a predicted model, not a curated record.
CGGUGUGUUCAAUUUCGAAUUCAGUCGGUCGUAGAGACUUGUUAAUUAACCGUAGGCUCAGCCGGGUCAUUUUUCCCGAAAAAGCACACGAGUGUUUGAUUCAGUGAAUCGUACUUUAAUUGAUUAUCAUUUUUUUUUAAUAUGAGUUCUCCACACCUAACUAAGGUGUCUUUUCAAUUUUCACCGAUCAGAAGCCAGAUUCGAUGUCGCAAACCCAUUAACGGUUCCCGCACUCCACCAUCGUCGCCGAAAGGAAAACUUAGAUUGUAUAGUAACCGAUUUUGUCCUUACUCACAGAGAGUUCAUUUAGUAUUAGAUGCAAAGAAGAUUCCUUACGAUGUAGUAAAUAUCAAUUUAUCAAGCAAACCUGAUUGGUAUUACGACAAAAGUCCAUACGGUAAAGUGCCCGCCCUUGAAUUGGACACUGGCGACGUUUUAUAUGAGAGUUUGAUCAUUUCGGAUUAUUUGGAUGAACGAUACCAUCAACAUCAAUUACAUUCGAAUGAUCCACUUCAAAAAGCCAAAGAUAGGCUAUUGAUCGAACAAUUUAACAAGGUUGUGAAUACUAUGUACAAGGUCCUAUUAACCGUUGGCAGAACUAAUAUGGACGAUGAUGUGAUCAUAGCAAACGGUCUAGAUGUUUUCGAAAGAGAAUUAGGGGACAGAAUUGGUCCAUACUUUGGUGGAAAACACCCCGGAAUGUUGGACUUCAUGAUUUGGCCUUGGUGUGAGAGGGCGGACUUACUGAAACUAUUCGGCAACCAAAAUUUAUUGAAAAAGGAAAAAUAUCCCAGGCUCAUGGAAUGGAAAAAGCAAAUGAGUGAAAACCCGUCUGUUAAGAAAAGUAUGUUAGACUCAGCAACACACAUUAAAUUUUUACAUUCCCAGAGAGCUGGAAUGCCAGACUAUGACGCCAUUCUGAAUUCAAUCUAAAGUGAUUUUAGUCCUCACACAAUUUAUUGCAUUUAAUUUACAAUUAGAUAUUGUACUUAUAUUUUUACAUAUUUUGGUAUAUGUAUCAAAGCUUUGUUGUGCCUUUAGAUAAAUUAGGAUAUGUACUUAUUGUGACUGGAAAUAUCAUAUUCUUAAGUAUUUAUUAUACAUUUGUUAAUAUAAAUAUACAUCACUUUUGAAUAUUAUACACAGUAUCAUAUUUUAUUUGAUUCCGUUAUUAAUACUAUGAUUAAUAUAUUCACAAUACAAUAUUUUAAAAUAC